UGAAACCUACCUUAAGCUCCUUUUAUCUCCGCUCUAAAGGUAACCCCGAUUAUUGCUGACUUAAGCAUCGAAGUGUCUACCCCGAGGUCCACCUCGGGGCUUUGCAGGUCAUUCCGAAGUGCAGUUGCGGACUGAAGAAGGACUUCUGGUUCGUUGCAAUUACAUUGGCGCCAUCUGUGGGAAACGAACUGAAAGCUUUCUAGUUGCUCUUCCAUCAUGAUUCACACUCGAUCAGUCCGAGCUGGUAAUUCAUCUCUGCCUCUUGGGCAAGGUCAACCCCCUAACAACGUUCCACCUCUGAUCCCACCUCAAAUCCCAACUCAACUUCCACCUCAGCUUCCACCUCAGUUCGGUGUUUUUCAGUUGGUACUGGCUCAACUUUUAGCCAGAAAUAAUCCUGGUGAUCCCCUCAUCAAUUUACUGCAUCCUGCUCAACAACCCCCAGCUCCACAACCGAAUCCUCAACCGGUUCAUCAUGCUCCCGCUAUUAGUGAAUCUCAGGGCCAAUCCCACAUAGCACCCGCUCCACAACCCAUCCCUGAUGAUGUUACUCGCCGCCUCGAUAGCUUGGAAAAGCUAGUAGCUGAACACCGAGGUGCACCACCCCCACAUCAUGCUGCUGACUCUAUACCUCACCCUCUGAAUACCAACAUUACUCUGGAGCCCUAUCCUGCUGGCUUCAAAAUACCACAGCUGGAGACUUAUGACGGGACGAAGGAUCCCGAUGACCACUUGCAUGCUUUCUACUCUUGUAUGCAAGCUCAGAACGCCUCUGACGCGUUGAUGUGCAAGAUCUUCCCCUCUACUCUCCAAGGUAAUGCCCGAACUUGGUAUUACAGUUUACCUCCGAGGUCAACUAGCUCGUAUACAGAAAUGGAAUUUGCCUUUGCCACUAAGUUUUCCAGUAGAAGGUUGAUUAGGAAAACUACUUCUGAGUUGAUGCGGGUUAAACAGAGAGAUGGAGAAUCAUUGAAGAACUAUAUGAGCAGGUUUAAUGAUGCAGUUUUAGAGGUUAAUUCCUUUGAUCAAGCUGUGGGGAUUGCCGCUGUGAUCUCCGGACUUAAGCAUGACAGGUUCAGAGACAGUUUAAUUAAACAUGCUGCCACCACCUUCAGCGAGAGAGCUGAACAGCCGAGGUUUGUCAGAGAGCAGAGGCCGCAGCCUCAAGGAGUCCGCAACCCCCCAAAUAGACAAGGUGUGGGAUAUCAGCAAGCCCUACCUCUGCUCCCACCACCGGCUAGAAUCAUACAUAUGAUUACAGGAGGCCUUGAAGCCGGAGGACUGAGCUCUAAACAGCGAAAGUUGUAUGUCAGAGAGGUCAAGCAUCAGAACCGAGCUCAGAAGCGGAAGAUCAACGAUGCUGAAUGGAAGAAUCAACUCAUUACUUUCACAUCUGCUGACCUCGACACAGUUGUUACACCCCACAAUGAUCCUCUGGUCACUUCUGUCAUGAUUAAUAACUGUGAAGUACAGCGUGUCCUUGUUGACACCGGGAGUGCAUCAGACAUCAUGUAUUUCCACUGUUUCGAGAGUCUGGGACUGGAUCCAGCAUUGUUACAAAAGUAUGAUGGUCCUAUCUAUGGUUUCAACAACCAACCUGUUCCGGUAGAAGGAGUUCUUACCCUCUAUGUGGCUUUUGGGAGUGGUCGGACCUAUGUAGCCCUCCAGUCCGGUUUCUCGUCGUCAAGAUGGCCUCUUCUUUUAAUAUUCAACACUGUGAGAAAAUCAGGAGGUGGCAAGACAUUGUUAUAUCACCUCGAGAUCGUUGAUAAUCGACCGGAAGAUGAAACCAGAGCUGCUCCGGUCGAAGAUGUUGAAGAAGUGCUCGUUGAUGACAGAGAUCCGAGCCGAAAGACGCAGAUCGGAACUAGAUUGAACCCAGAGGAGAGAGCAGAACUGAUAGCUUUUCUCCGAGCUAACAAUGAUCUGAAGUCUUAUCUUAGCUCACCACCUCUGUUGACUAAGGCUGUAGAUGGAGAGAUUCUUUACUUGUACCUGGGGAUUUCAGAUGAGGCCAUCAGUUCGGUUCUGGUGAGAGAGGAAGCCAAACAACAGAAACCAAUCUAUUAUAUCAGCAGUGUGCUGCACGGGGCAGAGCUGAGGUAUCCUAUAGCUGAGAAAGCAGCAUUAGCAGUUGUCACCUCGGCUAGGAAGUUGAGGCCGUAUUUCCAAUCACACCCAAUUAUCGUUCUUACAGAUCAACCUCUCCAGCAGAUUCUGCAGAAACCAGAGUGCUCUGGAAGAUUAAUUAAGUGGGCAGUAGAACUGGGGGAGUUUGAGAUCACGUUUCAGCAGAGAUCACAACUCAACGAAUGGACUUUAUAUGUUGACGGAGCAUCUAGUAGCAAGGGUUCAGGGGCUGGUGCUCUUUUGAUUGGUCCCGACGGUUAUCGAAGCGAACAUGCUUUGAAGUUCAACUUUGAUUCGACAAAUAAUAUGGCUGAGUAUAAAGCUCUGCUACUUGGCCUACAACUAGCAUUAGAGUUGAAAAUCAGUGCAAUUCAAGUGUACAGUGACUCCCAGCUGGUGGUGAACCAAAUCAACUCUAUUUGCGAAGUCGUUGAUCCUAUGAUGGUGAAGUAUGCAGCCUUGGUGGCCGAGCUGAAGUGCAAAUUCCAGAAAUUCUGUCUGAGUAAAAUUCCCCGAGCUGAGAAUAAACAGGCAGAUUCACUCUCUAAGUUUGCCUCUGACAGCUCUUUAAGCUCCAGGUCCGUUUUUGUAGAGGUCUUAGAUCAACCAAGCUUCACGAAACCUCGGGUGAUGGAGAUUAGCACAAACCCUGAUGCGCUGAGCUGGAUUGAUUCAAUUGUCUCCUUCUUACGAGAUGGGAUAGUACCUGAGGACGGGCAGGAGGCACUGAAAUUGAGGAAGAAAGCAUCUCGGUAUACACUUGUUGAUGGAGUCCAAUAUAAGAGAUCUUUCUCACUUCCUCUUCUACGGUGUUUAAACCCUUAUGAAGCUGAAUAUGCACUUCGAGAGGUGCAUGAGGGUGUCUGUGGGAGCCAUGUCGGUGCUAGGACUCUGGCUCACAAAGUCUUAAGGCAGGGAUACUACUGGCCAAACAUGUACAAAGAUGCCACUUACUUUGUUCAGAAAUGCCCGAAAUGUCAAUUCUUCGCACAUCUGACUCAUCAACCAGCAGAAGAGCUCACAAACAUGGUAGCCCCGUGGCCAUUUGCUCAGUGGGGACUGGAUCUUUUAGGCCCAUUCGUGAAAGGGGUUGGUGGUGUAACCCAUCUGGUUGUUAGUGUGGAUUAUUUCACGAAGUGGGUUGAAGCUCGACCUUUAUCUAGUCUUACCUCUAAGAAAGUUGAAGAUUUUGUUUUCAGUUCGAUCAUCUGCAGAUAUGGGAUCCCAAAUCAGAUUGUGGCUGAUAACGGAACUCAAUUCAAUUGCUCCUCAUUUCGAGAUUUCUGCUCCAGUUAUGAGAUCAAGUUACAGUUCACCUCCGUUUACCAUCCGGAGUCCAAUGGCAUGGUUGAAUCUGUUAACAAAUGCAUCCUGGAAGGUAUAAGGCCGAGAUUGGAGCAACAUAAGGCCAAGUGGGCAGACAAGCUCAAUAACGUCCUCUGGGCAUACAGAACCAUGAGCCGAACUGCCACAGGUGAAACACCCUACCACCUGGCCUUUGGUACCGAAGCAGUCAUUCCUGUUGAGAUAGGAGUCUCAAGCUUCUGGGUCACCCAUUUCGAUGAAGAACGAAAUGGACAACUGCUUCGGGAAAACCUUGAUCUGCUUGCUGAAGUCAGAGAAGAAGCUCGGCUUCGAACUCUUGUAUACAAGCAGAAACUAGCCAACUUCUACAAUAAGCGGGUCCGCCCUCGAACAUUCAAAGUAGGAGACCUUGUUCUCAGAAAAGCUGGCCUAACGGGGUUUGAAACUCGUUUUGGCAAACUUGCCCCAAAUUGGGAAGGCCUCUAUGCCGUGGCCGAGGUGCCACAUCCUGGUGCUUAUAUUCUCCAAGACGCUGAAGGAAAGAGAGUUCCUAGAGUCUGGAAUGUCAAUAACUUGAAGAAAUUUUACCCCUAAUAAAAUUUUUUCAAGUGUUUUAAGUCUUACUGUUCUUUACGUUUCUCACUUCGUGUUUAUUGAGAAUCAUUUUACCUCUUAUUCUAUGUAUCUAAGGUCAAUCAGUUCAUUCCCUUCUGUUAACAAAUAUCACUUCACAUU
This is a messenger RNA of Rubroshorea leprosula, 4170 nucleotides long. The record is from the annotation of a GenBank genome assembly. NCBI's taxonomy places the organism in Eukaryota, Viridiplantae, Streptophyta, Magnoliopsida, Malvales, Dipterocarpaceae.